Molecule: messenger RNA, 1598 nt
Organism: Daphnia pulicaria
Lineage: Eukaryota; Metazoa; Arthropoda; Branchiopoda; Diplostraca; Daphniidae
Product: dihydrolipoyllysine-residue acetyltransferase component of pyruvate dehydrogenase complex-like
Exons: 10
Coding region: 72-1496 (474 amino acids)
Biological process (GO): pyruvate decarboxylation to acetyl-CoA
Cellular component (GO): pyruvate dehydrogenase complex; mitochondrion
Molecular function (GO): acyltransferase activity
Source: RefSeq, a predicted model, not a curated record
GUCUAACUAUUUCGUCUGCUAUCUUUAUUGUCAGCGAGAAAGACUAUAUUUUGGGGGUCCAAAUUCUAAAUAUGGCCUCCUUUACUAGAAUUAGGGCAUGUGAUUAUCUUUUUCACCUAAAUGUAUUUAGAAGUUCAUUUAAGAAAAAUGGGAACCUAAGUAUAUUGGGGUUCCAUUCUUCAGCUCCAAAACAUGUUAUUGAGUUGAAAAUGCCUUCUCUGUCUCCGACCAUGACUUCGGGCACAAUCGUAAAUUGGCACAAAAAAGAGGGAGAAACUGUAAGCCCAGGAGAUGUUUUGUGUGAAAUUCAAACUGACAAGGCUGUUAUGGCCUUUGAAACAGAAGAAGAAGGAGUCCUCGCAAAAAUAUAUGUCGGAGAUGAUUCCAGUGAUGUACAAGUUGGUUCUCUGAUUGCACUUUUAGCUGAGUCUGGAGAAGACUGGAAAAAUGUAAAAAGUUCUGAAACACCAAAAAUCUCUAGUGAAGCAACACAAAAAUCUGAAGAAUCAAAAAAUGUUAUUGCAGUUUCUCAUCAACCGGAAGGAAAUUCAAAAAAAUCAAUGAUCAUGGGCCCUGCUGUCCGAGGAUUGCUGCAAAGAUAUGGACUUUCUCCCAAUAACAUACUUGCAUCUGGACCUCAUGGUCUCCUCCUUAAGGGAGAUGUUUUGCAGCACAUUCAAAAAGAAAAUCUUAAACCAGUUCCAAUUUCUCCUGUUGCAAAACCAAUAAUCUCGUCCAAAACUGCCGUUGCGGAACCUAAAACUGCCAAGCCUGCUACAGUAAAAGUUCAGAAUCUUACGCAUGAGCAAGAAUAUCAGGAUUUGGAGCUCUCAAGCAUGAGGCGUACUAUCGCUAAGCGUCUGACUGCAUCCAAAACAGGAAUAGCCCACGCGUAUAAUACGGUUUCCUGCAAGGUUGAUUCUGUUAUAAACCUCCGGCAAAAGUUUAAAAACGAGGGUAUAAAAUUUUCAAUCAACGACAUCGUCAUCAAGGCAGUUGCCACGGCAUUAGAUUUGUGCCCUGAUGUUAAUGUUAUUUGGAAAGGAGACCAGCUUAUCAAACCGGCGACUGUAGAUAUAUCCGUCGCCGUAGCCACGAAUUCUGGAUUAAUAACGCCGAUCGUGACCGAUGUUCUUGGUCGCGGUGUAUUAGAGAUCGGGGACGUGGUACGAGACUUGGCCGACAGAGCGCGUAUAGGGAAGCUCCAGCUUCACGAAUUUCAAGGAGGAUCUUUCACUAUUUCUAAUCUAGGAAUGUAUGGAAUUAGCGAAUUUAGCGCUAUUAUCAAUCCUCCGCAAUGUGCUAUAUUGGCCGUGGGUGGAAGUCGUCUAGAACUUGGUGAUGACGGCAAACCCAUGACGGUCAUGAGCGCCACCUUAUCGUACGAUGAAGAGGCUAUAUCUCCUGUGGCAGCUGCAACUUUCAUGUCCACGCUACGAAGUUUAUUGGAAUCCCCUCAGAGUCUGCUGUUGGGUCACCGUUCUCUUCCAGCUUAAAAAGAUGGGCAGCCGUUCAAUUUUACAUUGAAUGUUGAAAUUUCGACUUUUAGGAAUGUAAUUACUGUAUUGUUGAGUGUGAAUAACAGUCUUUAGACCUUG